AUGAGUGGUAGACCAACAACAUAUAGACUUCCACCCUUACCUCGUUUAAGAGUUAAAAAACCCGUUAUUAGACAAGAGAUGAAUAGAUGUUUGGUGUUGAUGUCAAAUUUACUGCAGUGUUGGUCUUCAAAUGGUCAAGAUAGUGCAGUGUGUGAACAAUUGGUCCGUGAAUUUAAACAAUGCAGUAUGAAUCAAGGACUGGCGAUGAAUGGAGGUAAGGGUAAGAAAGAAGUGAAAAAGAAAAAAGAAGUUAGAUCAAAUAUCAAUUAUCAUGCAGCCAGAUUGUAUAAUAUGAUAAAUGGGAAACCUCAUGACUGA
This is a messenger RNA of Arxiozyma heterogenica, 318 nucleotides long. It is a transcript of the gene MRP10, whose product is annotated as mitochondrial 37S ribosomal protein mS37 MRP10. Gene Ontology annotation, biological process: mitochondrial translation. Gene Ontology annotation, molecular function: structural constituent of ribosome. Bases 1 to 318 code for a protein of 105 amino acids. Lineage: Eukaryota; Fungi; Ascomycota; Saccharomycetes; Saccharomycetales; Saccharomycetaceae. The record is from RefSeq and is a predicted model, not a curated record. Gene Ontology annotation, cellular component: mitochondrial small ribosomal subunit. The transcript has a single exon.